AAACAUCAAUACACAUUCAAAAAGUGAUAUAAAAGAGGGUUAAAGCCCACUUCACAUUCUAGCCCGUUAGAUGGCGGAAUGCACUGUCAAUACAGCAGAAGACAGCGAAGAAGAAGAGUAACGCUAAACAGUUGAAAAUGCUGGUGAAUGUUCCCAUCUUCAAUUAAUCCAGGAGAAACAACUGACUUCUACAUGACAUGUUAGAGGAGAAUGAGAGCAUGAGUGAUUCAGAAGCCUGCAGAAUGAAGAAAGAUGAUCCUGAGCAACAAACAGAUCUGUUGGAAGUCAUUGAAUUGGAGGUUUCACCUAAUCAUUUCUUAACUGGAGAAAAAUCUUCAAGCCGCCCACAGACCGAAAGUAAUUUUUCGCAGAGAACAAGAGCCAAAACGUCUUUCCUCUGCCCUCACUGUGGAAAGAGAUUCACGCGUAAAGGAGACUUCAUUAGACACGAACGGAUCCACACUGGAGAGAAGCCCUUCACGUGCCCUCAGUGUGGAAAGAGUUUCACAUUAGCAGACGGACUCAAAAAGCAUCUGCGCUCUCACUCUGGAGUCAGAUCGUUUAAGUGUGAUCAGUGUGGGAAGACAUUUAUUUUGCCAUCACACCUGAAGAGACACAUGAUAAUCCAUGCAGAUUUGAAGCCUUACUCGUGUUCUCUUUGUGGAAAGAGUUUUUCUCAGCUAGACUGUUUGAAAAAGCAUCAGAAAACACACAGCGGUGCAAGACCUCACAUGUGCUUCGAGUGCGGGAACGCCUUCCAUUCAGCCGACACCUUGAAGCGACACCGGAGGAUUCACACCGGAGAGAAACCGUACAAGUGCUCCGACUGCGGCAAGAGUUUCACUCAGUCGGGACACCUGAAACAACACGAGAGAGUUCAUACGGGAGAGAAGCCGUACUACUGCUCGCUUUGUGGGAGGAGUUUCAGCACAUCGAGGAAUCUGCCGGCUCAUAUGAAAAAACAUUGUCCAGACAAUUAUCAGAUCAAGGAAGAUGAUGAAAACUGAUGCAGUGAGAUCUGAACAAAUCACUCAAGCGUGCCUGUAAACUAUUAUUACAGCAUGGAUGAAAAUAUAUCAUCAUAUCAAUAAGUAAAUAAGAUCGGUUUCGGUCAUUUCUGCAUUCCUGUAAUUUGCAAAAAAAGGAAUUUAUAUUACCUACAGAGGAAAAAGCACAAAGUCCCCCACUUUAUGUUCAGCACCAUUAGCAAGCAUCAUUUCCCCUUUUUAAAGUCACAAUGAAGUCAUAAGUGACAAUUCUUAGUUUUAAGGAAUAUUGGAGUAUUUAUUAUAAUGAUUUAUCCACACACCUCAUUAUUUUUAAAACAUUUUAAUGAGAUACUUUAAUCAAAAUAACUUCCCCUCCCUCUUGCAGCGACUUCUCUUCUCUGGUGAUGAGGGCGUGGCAACCUGUCAAUCACAUGAGAUCCACCAAUAGCAAACCACAACCAUCCAAUCAAUUCCCUAUAGACAAAAUCAAACAUUUUUUCUUGUCUGCGAAGCUGUUUCACAUGGAUAUACGUCACUAUAGGGAAGAAAAGACAGUCGCAACUUCCAUUUCUUGCUUGACUUUAAAAAAUAAUGCUGUUUCUGACAUAUGUAAAGGAGUGACAUCUCUUAAAAUACUAAAAGAAGUAUUCCUACCAUCAAUAUAUAUAUUUUUUUGGUUAUGUUAUAGCAACACGUUUCUUUGCACAAAGUACAAACAUAUUGACUGUGAAUAAUUUGUUGUGUUGUGGUGAUAUUUGCCAUUUAGGGUUAAUAUUAGUUUCAGAUUUGCAGCUCUGUAAUAUUUAUCUGUGUACAAAUGGCACUCUUUCUAAAAACAGCCAUGUAACUCAACAAAUGUGCAAAUAAACUAUUUAAAAACAAAAA
Messenger RNA from Ctenopharyngodon idella (grass carp), 1874 nucleotides. RefSeq names its product C2H2-type zinc finger protein. Gene Ontology annotation, biological process: regulation of transcription by RNA polymerase II. NCBI's taxonomy places the organism in Eukaryota, Metazoa, Chordata, Actinopteri, Cypriniformes, Xenocyprididae. Gene Ontology annotation, cellular component: nucleus. The coding region runs from base 198 to 1007 and encodes 269 amino acids. The transcript has 2 exons. Gene Ontology annotation, molecular function: RNA polymerase II cis-regulatory region sequence-specific DNA binding; DNA-binding transcription factor activity, RNA polymerase II-specific. The record is from RefSeq and is a predicted model, not a curated record.